Messenger RNA from Hordeum vulgare subsp. vulgare (domesticated barley), 2908 nucleotides. Its product is annotated as probable leucine-rich repeat receptor-like protein kinase At1g35710. The record is from RefSeq and is a predicted model, not a curated record. The transcript has a single exon. Gene Ontology annotation, molecular function: protein binding. Bases 56 to 2758 code for a protein of 900 amino acids. NCBI's taxonomy places the organism in Eukaryota, Viridiplantae, Streptophyta, Magnoliopsida, Poales, Poaceae.
UCUUGAAAACUAAGAAAAUGCUUUGCAGCUUGCCAUUUUCUUACCCAACACUUCAAUGGCGCCCCUGAAGAAACUCUUGCAUAUCUCGCUUCUCGUGCUAAUAUGCGCAUCCAAGGUGAGCAACACGGAAGCGGAAGCGGAAGCGGAAGCACUUGUCGGAUGGAAGUCCACUUUGGUUGGCGCCAACUCGCUGUCCUCAUGGUCAACUACGAAUUCCACCUGCUCAUGGUUUGGCGUCUCCUGUGAUGCUGCCGGACAUGUUACGGAGCUCAGCCUUCCCAACGCCGGCCUCAACGGUACGCUCGAUUACUUGUAUUCGGCGGCGUUCUUGAACCUCACCAAGAUCAAACUCAACAACAACAAUUUUGUUGGCGCCAUCCCAGCAAACAUAUCCAAGUUGCUCACGCUCACUUAUCUGGACUUGGGCAGCAACAAUCUUGCUGGUGCCAUCCCCUACCAACUCAGCAACCUACCAAUGAUUGCCAGGUUUAAUCUGGCAAAUAACCACUUGACUAACCUGGAAAACAGCAAGUCCUCACCCAUGUCCAGUUUGAAGAUGUUGUCGCUAGCUAAUAAUGAUCUCAGUGGUACCUUCCCACAAUUCAUCCUCAACUGCACCAAUUUGAGGAUGAGAUCCCUCGAUUUAUCGGGCAACGCCUUCUCAGGGCCAUUACCAGAUUCACUGCCGGAGAUGGCCCCAAGGUUGAGGUAUCUAAAUCUGUCCGUUAAUGGAUUCUAUGGUUCCAUACCUCGCUCAUUCUCGAGGCUCCAAAAGCUCGAGGAGCUAAUUCUCAGGAGAAAUAAUCUGACAGGAGGAAUCCCACCAGAACUGGGGAUGAUAUCUGGGUUGCGAAUCCUUUCACUAGGCAGCAACCCACUUGGUGGGUCCAUCCCAACCUCACUCGGGCAGCUUCAGUUGCUACAGUUGCUCAGAAUCAGAAACGCCAGUCUGGGUUCUACUCUUCCACCCGAGCUGGGGAACCUUACUAGUCUUAAGUACCUCGAGCUGGGUGAGAAUCAGUUACAUGGAGGUUUGCCACCAUCUUUUGCCAGGAUACAAACAUUGUUAUUUUUUGCAAUGCCUGGAAAUAAUAUUAAUGGUACCAUCCCGACAGAGAUGUUCACAAACUGUACCAAGCUCGAGUAUUUUGAUGUAUCCAGAAACUUGUUUACUGGAAGCAGCCCAUCGCAUAUCAGCAAGUGCAAGAAGCUCAAAGUUUUUGUUGUAUCGAGAAACUUUUUAACUGGAAGCAUCCCAUCGCAUAUCAGUGAGUGCAAGGAGCUCGUCUAUUUUGAUGUAUCCGAAAACUUGCUCGCUGGAAGCAUCCCGGUGGGGAUAGGGAGCAUGCGAAAAUUGCAAGCAUUGUUUUUGUCCAAAAAUCAUGUUGCUGGAAAUAUGCCAUCAGAUAUUGGUAAUGCAACAUCUUUGCAAUUCCUUGACGUCGGCUCCAACCAUCUACAGGGUGAGCUUCCUAAAACUAUAUCAUUGCUGGUAAAUCUUGUUGCUCUCGACUUGUCUGGCAACAAGUUUACAGGUAUCAUCUCUAAUCAUGGCAGCAGGCAGUUGCCAGUUGUCAAGGUUGCCAAUAGUACAGACAGUAGCAGCUUCUCGGGAGAAUCACGGUCUGUCUUUUGUGGAUUAACACUUCUGCAGCUCUUGGACCUAUCAAACAAUGAGCUGUUUGGAGAUCUUCCUGGUUGCUUAUGGAAUUUGAAAGAUUUACAAACCUUGGAUUUGUCAGGCAAUGCUUUUGAUGGGGAAGUUCCAAGCUCAACUUUCUAUAACUCUUCCCUAAGGUCACUGCACUUGUCAAGCAAUAACUUCACAGGUUGCUUUCCAGUGGUGUUAAAGAACUUCAAAUACCUUGUUGUUUUGGAUCUCGGAGACAAUAAGAUUUCUGACGUAAUUCCCCCAUGGAUAGGGGAAAUCAGUCCUUCGUUGAGGAUUCUCAGCCUGAGAUCAAACAUGUUCUACGGAAGUAUUCCUUCGCAGCUAACACAAUUGCCCCAUCUCCAACUGCUUGAUCUUGCUGAAAAUAAAUUAGUAGGUUCCAUACCAGAAAGUUUCGUCGACUUCUCCUUGAUGAGACACACAUUUGUAAUGCAACCGUCUGUAACAAUUGACAUACCUAAAUGGUAUUUUUACAAUGGCAGCAUGGCCAUAAUUUGGAAGGGGCGGGAGUACACCUUUAAGGGAAGACAUGCAUUUGUGACUGGUAUUGAUCUAUCUGGUGAGAUCCCUUCAGGGCUGACAAGUCUCAGAGGCAUGCAGUUACUAAAUAUGUCAAGAAAUAAUUUGACUGGUUAUAUCCCAAAGGAUAUUGGCAAUCUAAAUUUGUUAGAAUCCCUUGACCUUUCUUGGAACAAACUAUCAGGUCCUAUUCCUCCUAGUGUCUCAAACUUGAUGUUCCUCACCACUCUUAAUCUCAACAACAACCUUCUGUCUGGAGAGAUACCUACAGGCAGUCAGCUCCAAACACUCGAGGACCCAUCGAUCUACGGCAAUAAUCUGGGACUUUGUGGCCCUCCAUUAUGCACUCCGUGCACAAAAAAUUCGAGUAGUACUACACCACCUGUGGAUGGCGACCAUGAACAUGAAGCGGUGUGGAUGUACUACUCGGUGAUUGCUGGAACUGUCUUGGGUUUCUGGGUAUGGUUUGGAGCAUUGUUCUUCUGCAAGAUCUGGCGGUUUGCAUUCUUCAAUUGCAUCGAUGCCAUGCAGAGGAUGGUUGUGCACAAGAUGGAGCGUACCUCCUGACUACUGUAUUUAUGACACUUAUCUGCUUCCCACUAUAGAAGCUGCAGCUCUUUGUUUUCCUCACCAAUAAUCUGCAAGUAUAUGUGCUUGUAGUGUCAUAGAUUGGAUUGUAAUGGUGAUCAACGUCCAACAGAGUUGUAUUGGUUUUUA